GACAGCGUCGCGAAUAAUUCAUAUAGUAUGGAUAAUCAUCAAAAUAUUUCUGAACUAUAUGUUGUUUUGCUGACCGGUCUAGCUUUCGCUACAUUGAAUCUUUUUGCACUCUUUAUGUGA
Molecule: messenger RNA, 120 nt
Organism: Racocetra persica
Lineage: Eukaryota; Fungi; Glomeromycota; Glomeromycetes; Diversisporales; Gigasporaceae
Source: the annotation of a GenBank genome assembly